This is a messenger RNA of Haliotis rubra (blacklip abalone), 11496 nucleotides long. Its product is annotated as kinesin-like protein KIF20B. Lineage: Eukaryota; Metazoa; Mollusca; Gastropoda; Lepetellida; Haliotidae. Gene Ontology annotation, molecular function: microtubule binding; plus-end-directed microtubule motor activity; ATP binding. Gene Ontology annotation, biological process: mitotic spindle assembly; microtubule-based movement. Gene Ontology annotation, cellular component: spindle microtubule; nucleus. The record is from RefSeq and is a predicted model, not a curated record.
UUUCAAAAGCCUAAGCGCGAAGUUGGUGUCUGAUCAAGCCAACAUGUUUUCUCAAGUUUGACUGUUGGAUUUCUAAAAAGAGGCACCAAGAUGGCUGGGAAGAAGAGGUUGUUUUCGGAGAUCAUGGGUCCUCCUGAAAAUGUUAGCGACACAAGAGAAUCAGACGUCAUAUUUGAAGAUGCCAAAAAGAACCUGUUGGAUACUUUUUCCAAAAGUCAGACAGUGUCUGCUGACCCUGCAUCAGACCACAUGAAAGUGUACUUACGUGUCCGUCCAUUCUCAGAAGAAGAAAAAGACAAAGACGAAGACCAGAAAUGUUUGAAGAUGGAAUCUGACAAUUCUGUAGUAGCAUAUGCGCCCAAAGAUUCACACACCUUCAAGAACUAUACACAUGGGCUGGGGAAGACCAAUUACAAGUUCACCUUUUCCAAGAUCUUUAACCAAGAUACAACCCAGAAGGAAUUCUUUGAUGAGACCAUGCUUGGCCUUGCCAGGGACUUUAUUGAUGGCCAGAACUGCCUUGUUUUCACCUAUGGUGUCACCAGUUCGGGCAAGACAUACACAAUACAAGGCAAGCCUCAUGAUGCUGGACUGUUGCCACGAGCGCUGGACGUGCUCUUUAACAGCAUCAGUGGCAAACAAUGGCCGGGCAUGGACCUCAAGCCCAAGAUGUUCACAGACGUGAGGAAACUGACCCCAGAGGAAGAAGAGAAGGAGCGACGGAUCAAAGAGAAGACGUUGAGCAUGUCUUCUGAUGAUGACUGUAAUGUGAUGACUCUGUUGGGAGAAGAUGCCUCUGACAUCUCCCAGGGCAACACCACAACCGCCUCUGAGGGCUCCAAUGUUUCAGCAGCCGCAGACCACCACAAAGACUCUGUAGAUGGUGACCUGUUUGCGGAGCUGGAGAACCGCGUGAGGGAAGAGGCAGCCAUCAACGUGGAAGAUCAGGGGCAGAUCAAGUUCCUGGUGUGGGUCAGUUUUGCUGAGAUCUACAACGAACAGAUCUUUGAUCUGCUCGAACAAAUUCCCAAGAAGAAAAAUGCAAGACGACAGGUGCUAAAGCUUAGUGAGGAUGGCAAUGGAAGUCCUUACAUUAAAGGUUUGAAGGAGAUCAACGUGACCAACGCUGAUGAGGCCUACAAGCUGUUGACCAUUGGUCAGAAGAAUCUCAGAACAGCUUGCACCAAACUUAAUCAUAAUUCAUCAAGAAGUCACUGUAUAUUUAACAUCAAGAUUCUGCGGGUUGUGGACACCAAGAAGCCUCACGUAGCACGAGUCAGCAUGCUCUCUCUGUGUGACCUCGCGGGGUCCGAGAGACAGUCAAAGACACACUCUGGAGGGGACCGACUGAAGGAAGCUGGCAACAUCAACACGUCACUCAUGACCCUCGGGAGAUGUAUUGAGCUGCUCCGAUACAACCAGACACACAAAGAAAAUCCGCGGAUGGUGCCAUUCCGAGACAGUAAACUCACCAGACUCUUUCAGAACUUUUUCUCAGGUCGUGGCAAGGCUGCUAUGAUAGUCAAUGUAAAUCAGUUAGCCAGCAUGUUUGAUGAAACUCUCAACGUGUUCAAGUUUUCUGCCAUUGCCAAACAGGUUGUUGUUGUACAAAAGCCAGAUCCAAAGCCUAAAGUUCCACGAGUACAUGCAAAGAAGGAGCCAGCUGGCAUGAGGCCGUCCAUCCAGUGGGCGUCACCAGGCACAGUGUUAAAGUACAGCUCCUUGAACACCCUGGAGGUGACAGAGGACAUGGAUGAGGAUGAGGAACUGGACACCAGCAUGAGUCAAGUCGAUGAACUGUUGAACAUCAUAGAGCAUCUGCAGCAGGACCUGCACAAUGAGAAGAACAACAAGAUCAGGCAUGAGGCCAAGAUACGCGAGGAAGUGUGCAAGGAGAUGAUGACUCAACUAGUGCAGAUAGAGAAUGACUACAGUGAACGCAUCCGGGAGAAAGACAUCAUGGCUGAGGAGAUGGUUGAGCAGAGGGUGAAGAUCCUGAUGGCGCACCAGCCACCGAGUAAACGGCCUCGACAAGACAAGAUGAUGGAUGAUGAGGAUGAAUGGGUCUCCAGUAUGUUACUGCAUGCAGAGCAGGUCAAGGUCAAGGAGAAGGAUGAAGAAGUGAAAAAACUGAAGAGUGAGAUAAACCGCCUGAAGACUGAUGUGCUGAAAGUGAGCAAGUCCCAGGAAGGUGUGACGAAGGAAAGAACUGCCUGUGAGUUUGCCUUGGCCGACAAGACUCGGCUCAUCCAGGACAUCAAGGCAGAGAAGACAAUGGCAGUCAGUCAACUGCAGACAGUACAGAACGAGUUAGAUAUCACCAAGGAGACUGUCACGGCACUACAGAAGCAGCUGAGACAGAGCAAGCGUGAGAGCGUGGAGUACUCUUUACAGAAAGAUUUGGAUGUUGCCAAGGGAACCAUUGAUGAGUUGCAGGACCAACUCAAACAGGCAUUGGCAUCAAGCUCGGAUGUUGGACAAUCAGUUCUCCUGGAGACUCUCAGUCAACAGUUGCAGGCAGCAAAGGAGAUCCAGAAGAAGCAGGAGCAUGAGAUCACAGAGCUGAAUGAGAUGCUGACAGAGGCUGGCGAGACGUUCCAGCAGAAGGAGGCUGAGAUUGCCAAGCUGAAGACGGCUCUGGCUGAGGACGAGGACAAGAUUAGUCAGCAGGCUGACAUCAUAGAGAAGUUGCAGCAAGCUCUGGAAGAGAGCAAACAGGCCAUGGAAGACAGUGAGCUACGACUACAGCGCAAGAACGAGCGAAUCACCACCCUGGUGGAUGAACACAGUCAGAUACAAGGUGAGAAUGAUGAGCUUGUGAGGAAAGUUGAAGAACUUCAGGCUCUACUUGACUCCAGCACCUCCGAGGGAGAUAGAAAUGAGUCAGAUGUCAGUGUACUUCUGGCCAAGAAAGAUGCAGAAAUUGACACACUGAAGGCAAGACUGAAGAGGGAGGAAGACGAUGCUACUAAACGUGACCAAGCUCUAAUCCAUGGCUACAAUGCUGAAAUAGCCUCAUACAAAGCUCAGGUGACAGAGCUGAAGGCGCAGCUCCGGGAAUCCAGAGGAUUAUCACCACAAAAGUCUCCCAGGAAGACACCCAAAAAGACACCACAGAAGAAAACAGAAGAUGAUCAGAGCUUCAAGAACCACCUUCUGCGUCAGAUCAAAGACCUGCAGGAUGAGCUGGACAAAAACAGCUCAGCCGUUUGUGAGCUGACCCAGGCCCUGGACAUUGCUCGGGAAUCCGUGACUGAUCUUGAGAAGAAGCUGGAGGUGGAGAGUGGUCAUCAUGUGGAGACAAAGAUCAUUGUGACGGAGCUGAAGGCGGAGUUGAAAACAUCUCUGAAGGAGAACGAAGAUGUGAUGAGGGAACUAACUCAGAGCUCGGUAAAUGUGAAGAUGGAGAAAGAAGAACUUGUGGAGGAAAUGAAAGAGAAGAAUGAAAAUGUGACACAGCUUUCAAGCUCUCUGGAAGAACUGAAAACCAAACUGCAAACCAUAACGGAGCAGAAAGACUCACUAUCUUUGGAGAAGGACAACCUACUUGAAGUUGUUGCAGCAAAGGACUCAAUAAUUGUUAGCCAUGUGGAAGGGAAGGAAUCUAUGGUUGAGAAAGUCAAAGAACUGGAGACUGAACUAAAGCAGAAAAUAGAAGAGAUUGAAAAGUUGGAGCAAUCUGUUGAGGAACUUGAAAUGGUGAACUCUGAACUAAAGCAAAUGCUCAACUCUUCUACGGAUCAGCAAGAGAAGAUGCUUGUGCAGAAGUUGUCAGACAAGGAUGUCGAGAUGCAGAAUAAAUUGGCUGCUCAACGGAAACAGUUGGAUCAGAAAAUUCUGGAAAAAGAUGAGGAGGUCACUCAAUUGCAAGACAAGUUGUCUGCCCUGAAAAAAGAACUUGAUCAGUUAAACACCCAGAAAGAGAAAGAUGCUAAAAAAAUUGAAGAGAUGCUGGCAGUUCAGAGGGAAGAGUUGAGCGGAAUCAUGUCACAGAAGGAUUUAGAACUGAAAAGCAAAGUGGACCAAAUAAGUGACCUUGUUGCAGAAAUCGAAGCUUUGAAGAACGACACAACUGAAAGAAGUGUUCGUUGUCAAAAUGUUGAGGGCAUGAUGGUAAACCUCAAAGCUGAAGUGGAGUCGAGAGAAAGUGUGAUAGAGGAUUUGAAAAGGAAGACUGACUCUUCAGAGAAAGAGGUGUCAGAAUUAAAGGAACAGCUGCAGAAGAUGACAAAUGAAAAUGAGGAGCUACAGUCAUCCCUGCAAGGAUUCAAGUCAUCACAAGAGUUAAAAGAUGCUGAGAAUAAUGCAACACUGCUGCAAGUGAGAAGUGAGUUAGAUGAUGCUCGGCAGCAGCUUGGGGACAGAGAGAAGGUUGUGAAGGAAAUGGAGCACCAAACUUUAGACAUACAGGAUGCUGUGAAGGCUCAAAAUGAGCAAAUCAGAAGUAUAAAGAAGUGUCUGGAUGAGAAGACUGCUGAAACAUCAGAGCUGGAGAAGAGACUAGUGGAUGCCAAGGCAGCUCUGAGUCAGAAGGAUCAGGAAAUGUUUUCCAUGUCAGAAACAAUGAUGAGUGAUGAAGAAAAGUCAAAACAGGAGAUUAAGGAUAUGAAAGCAAAAUUAUCUGAUAUUCAGGCUGAACUAUCCACGAAAGAAAAUGAGCUACAGCUAGUUCGGGAGUCCUAUACAAAUAUGCAGGAGCAAAUUCUGUCAAAUGAUGCAAAACUGUCCCAGCUGAGUGAGGCAUCGAUAGACAUUGCAGAACUGAAGUCAGCUUUACACAUGGAGAAGACUCUUCACCAGAAGUAUAAGGAUGACCUGCAUGAUGCAGAGGAAGAACAGAAAGAGAUGAAAGCUCGUUUGAAACAGAGUCAAGAUGACUUGAAAGUUUCUGAGAAAACAAGGGCUGAAAUAGAAACCACCCUUCAGCAAUACCGAGAUGACCUGAAAGGUGCAGAGACAGCCAGAGCUGAAGCAGAGACUGCCCUGAAGGAAGUGCAAGCUGACCUGACAGGGAAAAACAGUGCCCUGAAGGAGACUCAGAGUGCUCUGAAGGAUGCUGAGGAAAAGGAGAAGGAAAUGGAGGGAGCCAUGAAACAACUCCAGGAUGAAGUGAAACAGUCACAGAAGGGGAAACAGACACUGAAUGAAGAGAUGAAGAUGGCUGAGGAACGAUGUCAAAAGGAAAAGGAAGACUUUGACCAACUGAAAGAAACCCUUCAAAUGUGUGAGAAAAACCUGACAGCAGUUAGUUUGGAGAAGAACGUUCUGGAAGAGAAAAUGAAGUGCACAGAAGAGAGAAAUGAGCAACUGCAGAAUGAGUUACAGUCUGCUACAGAGAAGUGUGAGCAGUUGACGAUGGAGCUUGCUUCAGUUCAGGAGAAGGUGGUCAGUUUGGAGGAGGAAGUUAAGAGACUAAGUAGUCGAGUUGUGGACAAAUGUGAUUCAGUGAACUCGCUUUCAAACACUGUAACAAGCGACCAAACAUCUUCUGAUAUCCUGAUGGAACUUGAUGCAGAACGCAAGAAGAACCAAGAGAUGCUGCAGUUGGUAGAAUCCAUGAAAACAGAGGAUGACCUUGCCCCAGGAAGUGCCCGCAGACUCCGGAAGGAGAAGAUUGAGGUUGAAUGCGCACUUGUGAAUGCCAAGUAUGAGAUCAAACGGUUGAAGAGACAGCUUGAGCGGAGUCAAGGAGGGUCUAUUGUGUUAAGUCCAACUAAAACAACAGACAGAGAUCUGGUUAAGAGGUUAGAGGACUCUGAAAAUAAGUAUGAAGCGUUGCAAAAUAAACAUGCACAGUGUGUGAAGGAGUUGAGUGAAGGUCAAACCAAGGUUGUGACUCUUGAAGCAGAGAUGAAGGACAUUAGAUGUGAACUUGCUGAGAAAAAGCAAGAUGUUCAGAAUCUUAGCAAAACUCUGGAAAACAGUUCACGGGAGAGGACGUCGUCUUCUUCAACAGCAUCAACCGACUCCUUCGUCCAUGAUGAACUACAAAGGAGCCAGGAUCGAGAGAGAAAUCUCCGCCAACAGUUGCAGCAGGCUAGCAAUUCCAUGAAGGAGAACAUUGAGAAGAUCUCUGAGCUGGAGGAACAGUUGACAUCUACCCAGCAGACCCUUCUAGAGGCUCAGGACACAGUCACUAUGAUGAAGAGAGAGCAUGAGAAGCUUUCACGAGAGCAGACGACAUCAAAUGAGCUCAGGGAGGAGAUCAAGCAGCUGAAGGUCGACCUUGGACGGAAGACUGAGAAGCUUGAGGUCAGAAGUUUGUCCUUGAAGGACCUGAGGAGAGGCCAAGAUGCAGAGCGAGAGAAGUUUGAUGUGGUGCUUCGAGAUGCCCGGGCCAAUGAGCAAGUGAUAGAGCAGCUGAAGGUGGCUCUGACAGAGCAGGAGGAGACAAUGGUUGCCCAGGACAAGGUGCUCAAUAACAAGGAUGACGAGAUCAAGACGCUCACAGAAGAGCUGAACAAGAUGACGGAGCGGUACAGACAGAUGCUGGAUCAGCGAGGUGAUUCGAGUAGGGAGUUGAGGGACGUAAUGAAGUCUCUGACCAAGGCAGAGGUGGAGAGAGAUGAGAUAAAGCGGCAGGUGGACAAGCUCACGUCUGAGAAGAAUCAGAAGGACAUCGUCAUCAGAGAGAACAACCAUGAGAUAAAGGACCUGGAACGCUCUCUAGCAGAGAAGCGACAAGAGAAUGUGGAUCUGAAGAGCUCUGUAGACAAGGAGGUUCAUAAACAUGUGGAGGAUAAGAAGGCCGAGACUAGCGCUGUGAUAGACGACCUCAAGCUGAAACUUAGGGAAAAAGACCGCGAUUUACGGAAGGUUGAGAAAGAAAUCCAGAAGUAUGAAGAUCAACUGAAAGAAAUGAGGAAAAAUGUGACCGACAAGGACCAUGAAAUGGAGGCUUGGCGAGAACAACGCGACAAGCUGGUGGGCAGUCUGGAGACGCUCAUGAAACAACAAGCAGCAGAGAUCAAACAACUCAAGCAGGAAAAGCAAACUGUCAACAUCAAGGAUGAGGUUCUGUCCCAGAUGGAAGAGAAGGAGAUGAAGAUUGUGGAGCUGGAGGAGAAGCUCCUCAAUCUGGAGCACAUGAUGACCUCACAGAACAAACAGAGCAGUGGCAACCGAGGUCGCAAGAGGUCGACCGUCGCCUCCCACCCUGACUUAGAGCUGCUCAGGAAACAGCUGGAGCAGGAGCGUGAGGACAAGCUGGAGCUACAGAGACAGAUGCGGCUGCUGCAGAAGGCCAGCGACCAGAUAGUGGCGGACCUCAAGUGUUCCAACAAUCGCCUACAGGUACAGGUGGCAGCACUGCAGGGAGUCCCCCCUCCCCCAAAGCCCCCACGAAUGGACCCGAGCUUCAUCAAUGACAAUGAGCCUACACACGGCCAUCAGGAGAUGGAUGCCACGCCCCCAAUAGCUGCCAAGGCCAUCAAGAAGUCUGGGAGGAAACGAGCGCCGGCACAAGAAGAAUCCCCCGCUCCAGAACAGACGCCGAAGUCAAAGCGGGGCCGAGGUCGACCUCCUCAAAUUAAAAAAGAAGCAGAGGCUCCACCAACAGAGAAUCUCAUGGCAAUAGCUGAGGAGGAGGAAAGCAGUCGACCAUCCCGACGAGCGAAGAAGGUUGCAAAGGGAAAAAUCGGAGACAUUGUUACGGCAAUAGCCAACUCUCCUGUCACCAGAUCAGACUGGGAAAAAAUAACACGCUUAUCGUCUAAAACAUUGGCUGCAGCUAAGAAAUUCAUAGGCACGAUGGGAGAUGGUGGGGAGCCGAAUACGAUGGAGCUGGAGGCGGAGUCAUCCAACAAGAAGGGGAAGCGAGGGAGGAGGAAUCUGUACAAGGAGGAGGUGUCUGCACCCUUUGCUUGUGCGCCUUUUGUUCCGCCUAUAUCCGAGAAGGUGGAUGUCCACAACGUUGUACAGAGGCAGCUGCGAGGGCGGAGGAAGAUGUCCCACUCAACCGACUGCUGACCUGUAUAUACUGCCUGUACAUAUCGUAUACCAUAGCUGGGACUGUAUCUUCCAGUUGGGAUAUAACUAGGAUAUGCAGCAGGAGGUUUAACAAGAAACCAUGACAGUGCCAUAGACCUAAAUGGACUCCUUCAGGAACAAAAGGCUGUUCUUCACAGGAAGCAUCAUUCAAAUUGAUUAUGUGGUUGAUACAAGCUGUGGUAUCUUGACAAGAAAUAUUUGAAGAUGAUCAUGAUGAGAUUUGGAAUGCUGUCUCAUCAAAAUGAGGCACCUUUCCAAAAAUGGAUCUCAGUGUGACUAUAUUGCAGUAAUCCUGGGUUAAGUAUGGGAGUUGUGAUAAUCUUUUCAGUGAACUUGCUUUGUGGAACGGGCUUGGUCUUUUACUCCGAUUCUGUGUAUCUCUGGGUUAAGAUCAGACAAACCUGAUAGAGGUCCCAACUAAUGAUCUAAGAGCAAACUUUUAGACUCAAAUGAAUGAAGGGGGUUUUAAGUCAAUGAGACGUUUUCUGAAGGAAUUUUUCCUCAAAACAAAUACUGUGCACUUGUUGGGUAUGUAGAAAAGAACAGGGUUUUAGAUUGUUUUCACUUCUGUCCACUCUGAAUUGCCUUAUAAGCAUGAACAUAUGUCAGACAGAAAUAUAAUGUCAUGCUUUGACUGUUCCUCCAACCCAUACCAUUUAGAAGCCCCAUAUAUAUUGGGGAUUUCUGACUUGACCUACUGUAGAGGAAGCUUUGUCAGACCUUUAAACAGAUAGGGGUUGAUUCUGAUCGGUAGGGUGAGUUUGAAUGCAUAUAGAGAUACUGGUGGGAAUAGCCAGCUGAUGUUCCAGGUAACCAGCCCUACCACAUGUUGACUGGUUUGCCUGUAAACCUGCUACAAGAUGGUCAAAACAAGGUUAUGAGAACAUAAGAGGAGUUUUAUCAGAAGCAAUAAAACUAGGAGUUUUGCCAGUAAUAUAAUAUGUCCAUCAGAGGGACAACCAGAAAUAAGUUGUUGUUUUUUUCUUGUGUAGUGUCAGAAAUAACAAUUGCGGGUAAAAUAUCAAACCAGCUGUGGUUUGAGUUAGGUUGUGUCAUUUGAUGUUUUUCUCAAAUUUUGAAAUGUGGUAGUAGAUUAAUCAAUUUCCUAAUUGUUUUGAUGUAUUCAAAUCAGCUGGAAUAAAGCUGGAAUAUUGCUGAAUGCGUUUUAAAGCAACAAAUAGACAAAUGAAAUGUGAAAAUCAAUUCUGUAUGAAAAAUACUGUUUUGAGCUUUUUCAGCAACUGAUAUUGUAUGGUACAAACAUAUUAUGCAUUAAGGAAAUGAUUAAUCCUGCAUGAAGUCACAUGCAAAAUGCGAUAUUCAUUAUUCCAAGCCUCAGAGGCAUGAUGCCAUUUUGUAAGAUAAAUAUAGAGUGUUGAUUUGUUCUGACAAUAAUUCUGCAAAAUGUAGUACUCUUAAUAGAGAGUGCAGGACUUGUGAUUGGACAGUGCUAGAUAGUCUGACUGGACCAUGUUAAAUGUAGAGUAUGCAUAUAGGUGUGUAUAUAGUGUACAGCACAUUGUAAAUAGUGUACUGGUAUUUUGUGUUUUGUGUCUAUCUGAAGAGCUCAAAGCUAUACUUCUAUCUGCUCAACCUCUCCACCUCCAUAUACAUAUAUACUGUGCUGGACUAGGGCCUAUGCUGCAUGACACUGAGGAUUUCUCUUCGGCUCAAAUCUGUCCUAUCUCCGUUCCCAGCUGUUGUACACGACUCUCUCAAUUAUCAGUUGAGGUAAAAAUGUACAAGUUUGGAUUUUUUGUGAAUUCUUUUUCAUCUUCGGUGUUAGUGACUUGGCAUUACAUGUAUAUUUGGCAUUGUAUUUUUACAAAGCAGAUUAUUUUUUAAUUUUUAUUUGUUUUCUUUUAAACAAUUGUUGUAACCAUUAUCAAUUUGUUCUUCAUCAUUUUGCGACAUAAGAAAACUCAAUCAUUGUCUUCAGCAACCCAUGCUUGCCAUAAGAGGGAUCGGGUGGUCAGGCUCUGUCUUGGUUGACACAGGUCAUUGUAUCCCACAUGCUUGAAAUGAUUCCAUCAUUCACUGGAUUGUCUGGUCAAGACUCGAUUAUUUAAAAAAAAAGUCUGCGAGAAAGUUGGAAUAUUGCUGCGUGCUGCCUUAAACUACAAUAGAGUUGGGACCAUAAUGGCCUCUCCACUUGCAAAGAGUCUCCUACAACGUUUUUUAAGUAUGUAUGUGGGAGUUUUGGGAAAACAAAGAACACAAUGGUUGUUUCAUUUUAUAAAUUAUGUUCCUCUUCGUCUCUCUCUGCUAACAUUGUCAUGUGUCUCAGAAUGUACGGUUGGCCAAAACAGCUCAAGUAUUUUUUCAUGCACAUUGGGGCUUUCCCCAAAUUUCACAUCCUAGUAGCUUUGGCAACAAGAAGGGACAGGACGGGUCCAAAUUUUCUACCUGGGUACCCCACCCCCUAUUACCCUACCCUACACGUUAUGUUAAUUCCUGACAUCAAUUUUGUAAGAGAUGGCAGUAUAUCGUAACUGUAAUUGUUUUCUAAAUUUUCAAAGACAAUGUAACGUUUUAAUCAUGAUACAAUAACAUAUUACAUCUCUUAAUCUAUUAGUCACAUUAUUAUAACGGGUCCGGGUAUUGAGACGGGUACCCGGUCCAGCUCAUUACCUACCCGUACCGUGUAUCCGGGUUACCGGUCUUAGCCUUAGCAAAAAGCAAUCUGAAAAUAGAUGUCUGUCUCAACCGAGUUUUGUUGAGUAUGGACUUGGCCCCCCAUGGGCCACUCAAUAUCUGGAACAAAAAUUUCCCUGUUGUGACUGUUAUGGGACCAUCAUAGAUCAGCGCAUCUGUUUAUCAAUACAGUGGAAGCCCCCAAAACCGGCAUCCCUCCAAUCCGGCAUGCUCUCAAUAUCGGCACUGUAUGUUGAAAUCAUCUGUGACUGGAGCAACACUGCAAAACAGUCACUGAAUUAAAUUCACUCAUAUACUAUUAACUGAUGCAGUGCCAAGAACAGUAUUUAUUGAUUUUAUGGUAGAAUUUCAGUUUCUUUCAUCUUCCUUCUUCUUAAUCCAGAACUUGUUUCGUAAAACGUAAAACCAUGUCGUUUUGUGAAACAUUGUUCUUGGUAGCUCGUGAAUUAGACAGCAGCAGUUCAGUCGUUCUGUGAUAUGUCGAAUGGGAACGGACAAGUGGUGACUGGCGAAAAAGUAUUUGCUGUUUGUGAUUUUGGGUUGCUCAAAGAAUGUAUGCAUGCAUAUUAUAUAUAAUAUUAGAAAUGCUUAAACGUGUUGAAAUGUCAAGUAUUUGGAUGCAUUCAAUUGAGCAAUUGCUUUAAGAAGUAUUUCUUAUGAUUGCUUUAACGAAGAGGAAGAAUUAUAUCUUUCAUUACUAUAUACUAUUUUCGUUUGUUUCGACAGUUGAUAAACUAUUUACCCAACAACUGCUGAUCAGUGUUACACUCUACCUGUUUCUAUCACUCACUUCUGUUGUUUGUAUCAUGUCCGUGUUGAAAUCACCAAGAAACAAAUAAAUAAGGAAAUUUA